Molecule: messenger RNA, 2103 nt
Organism: Fonsecaea nubica
Lineage: Eukaryota; Fungi; Ascomycota; Eurotiomycetes; Chaetothyriales; Herpotrichiellaceae
Exons: 4
Coding region: 1-2103 (700 amino acids)
Biological process (GO): double-strand break repair via nonhomologous end joining
Cellular component (GO): nucleus
Molecular function (GO): DNA binding; DNA-directed DNA polymerase activity
Source: RefSeq, a predicted model, not a curated record
AUGUUGUCCUCCGAGGAGAAGAAAGAGAAAGAUCAAUUCUUCAAAGACCUUUAUCGACUGGACGGUCUUGACGAUGAGGAAAGCGCAAAGAAACCAAAUGUGUCAGGGAAGCCCCCUUUGCGAUCUCCCCUGCAGCAAAAAGCCAAAGCACAGGGAGCCGAGCCAACUUCGAAAAUGAAUGUCUUGGGGAGACAGUUGCGGAAGAGGAAGUUGUCACAAACAAGCCUAAAUCUGGAGCAAAGAUCAGCCCGGCAACCUUCUCGCCCCAAGGCGCCCGCUGCACCGAACGUACCUCAGAAGAACCCUUCCCGGACGAACAGAAACGUGACAGACCUUUCAAAUUUAGAAGCACGAAUGAAGGGAUUGGGCUUGCCCAAAUUGAAACCUCUGCCAAAGCGAACUACGAUGGGGUACAUGCCUCCUAAUAGGCAGAUCUUCAAAGGGCUUGUGUUCUUUUUCGUGCCCAACAAUGACGAUGACCCUCUAACCCGCAUUCGAAUACACCAAUCUAUCCGGUUUGGUGCUCAGUGGGCACAUGAGCUUGAUGAUGAAGUCACACAUAUCAUCGUUGCUCAAGACGACUUGGAUAUGAUAGGUGUGGCCAAAUGCUUGCCCGGCAGACAGAUACCGAAAGGCCCAGUGAUUUUGCGGCAGAGGUGGCUUUUGGAAAGCUGGGCUUCUGGAUUUCUCAUCGGAACGCAUUGGAAUCGCUUCAAGGUAGCAGGCAUGGAAACUAUCACCGACUCAAGCCGCUGUCUUGGUCCACCUGUCAUGGACAACAGGGUGACUACUUUCAGCCCAAGGAUUGAUAGAUCGCGUCAGAUUACGAACGGAUCAACGGGGAGCACUAACCUUCAGAGGAGGUCUGACGCCGAAACCAAGGACUUAAACUCAAAAGCUGGAAGGAAAAUUGCUGAGGAUGCCCUUGCUAUCGCGAUAAAAGAUGUCCAAAAUGGUGCGGAACUGCACUCUGACACUGGUGAGGACUCUGGGCACGAUGAUGGACCGAAACGUCGAGGCACCCUGCAUAGGGAAGACCCCGAGAACGGAGCCCAAACGAAGACUGCCCGUUUCUCGUGCCUAGAAAGCAACACUGGGACAACCCGCACCCAAAAUCCGAAUGCUGACACCAUCUCGAAGCUACAAGAAAUGGCAACCUCUUAUGACCAAUCAGGCGAUCAAUGGCGGACCAAGGCCUUCCGGCAAGCUGUCGGAAAACUUCGUAGGCAAGAUCAGAAGAUUCGAACGAUUUCUGAAGCCCGUGAAAUCGGUAUCGGCGAGAGUAUUGCAGCGCAAAUCGAAGAGAUCGUUUCUACCGGAAGUUAUAGACGGCUCGAGUAUGCUAAGAACGAUCCGAGAAAUCAGAUUAUUAAGCUGUUCAUGGGAGUUUAUGGAGCCGGAGAGACAACCGCAAAGAGGUGGCUCGCUCAAGGUCAUCGGUCCCUGGAAGAUGUCUAUCGAAAAGCUGAGCUGACUGCAAAUCAACGCGUGGGUAUCGAGCACUACAGAGAUUUCCAAAAGAGAAUCCCUCGCAGCGAGCUCGAGCAACACGCUGCAAUCGUGGAGAGGGCUCUCAAGUCUGCGGAUCCAAAGUUUCAGCUGAUCAUAGGGGGCUCGUAUCGACGAGGCAGCAAAGAUUCCGGAGAUAUCGACUGCAUCAUCUUUAUGCCCGAGGCCGGAAUUAGCCAUAUUCGCACACUGAUGCUAGAAACUGUCAUUCCUAGUUUGAUGGCGCAAGGUUUCCUGAAAGUGGCACUUGCUGGCGGUCAUUCCUCAAGUGAUGAUUCGUCGAAGUGGCAUGGAGCAUCUGCCUUACCGGGAUGUGAUGUUUGGCGCCGAAUCGACUUCCUCUUUGUGCCUUGGACGGAACUUGGAGCAGCAUUGCUCUAUUUCACAGGGAAUGAUCUGUUCAACCGGAGUAUCAGAUUACUUGCAAGUAAAAAGCAGAUGAGAUUGAACCAACACGGACUGUUCAAAGACGUCAUGAGGGGGCGUGGACGGCAGCGAGUCAAUGAUGGGACAUUGCUCGAGGGACAUGACGAGAGGCGGAUUUUUGAGAUUCUCGAAGUCCCAUACCGACCACCUGAGGAACGGAAUGUGUGA